Symbiodinium sp. CCMP2456 is the source of this 1257-nucleotide messenger RNA. The record is from the annotation of a GenBank genome assembly. NCBI's taxonomy places the organism in Eukaryota, Dinophyceae, Suessiales, Symbiodiniaceae.
AUGCCUCCUGAGAGCCGCGAUCGCGGUAAGGUGGAUGACCUGCUGAAGGAGGAGGAGAAGGAGCCUGACUUCAUGAAUUUUGGCGCUAUGACGCCAUCCUUCAGCCUUGCCGCGCCGGAGGCCAAGGAUGAGGACAUUGAGACGGGCCAUGAACGUGAAGCGCCCGGCGCCGCUCCUUGGAGGAUCUUCCGCAACAUGACCCUGGUGACAUGCAUCUUCUGGAUUUGUGCCGGGGCAUGGGAGUUCAGCACUGUGCUGGUACCAGAGCUCAUCGACAUGGGCUUGGCCUUCGAGGAUGAGUUCGAGGCACAGAACAAGCAUUCCACGCAGUUGAAUCUGGAGCAUGUCCGCCUCCAGCCUGUUGAUGCAGUAGCUCUCGCCGGGGAGCACCGAGCUUCUCUAAUGGCGCUUCGCAAUGCUGUCAAGAACGCCCACUACGAAGCGGUGAACACCACAUGGCCCUAUCCUGGCAUUAGGCCCACAGGUCUGUCUUGCGACUCGCAUGGGCGACACCUGCUUGUCACAGAUGGCUUAUCUGCUUUCCUGGCUUUGGUCGAAGAGGAAAAGGCAGCAACUGCUCAGGAUGGCAUGAGGCUGCGGCAGCCCGCGCCCAUGGCCCGUGCGGAGUUCAAGCAGGUCGACUCUUGUGCAGCCCUCCUGGGGCAGCAGCUCCAGGACACGGCUCUGUCCUGUGCGGACAACUCCACCGCAAGCUGCGAGGCCAUGGUGUUGCAUCAGCAGGGCCAGCGCGUCGCGUCUUGCCACCUUUCGGGACAUGGAGGCGGCCUUAGUCUCUCGGUCGCCUCUUCCUGGCUCUCCGGAACGCGUUCAGACCGCCAAUCCGAGCAGGCCCAGUUCCUCAUGGUGGACCCAAUAUGCAAUGCGGACUCGCUUGGUGCGGGCUGCACAUCAGUUGGGACUUCGAGAUGGCGACUGGCACGCCUUCAGAGAGGAACGCAAGGUGAUGACUUGAUUCCUCUGGAUGUCACUGACGAUAAGGAUGCAGAGCUCGGCCGUCCCAAGACGAUGCGCUUGAUGACAGAACGGUACCUGGGAGUUCUCCGAGCUGGUGACAAGACAUUAGAGCUGUUGGACCUAGACAAUGGCGGAGCGACAUCUGCGAAGCUGCAGCUUCAGACGAACAUGCACUUGGAAAGCUUCUGCACCACCGGAGAUCACAUGUACCUGCUGGGGUCCCGCCCGCACCCAAGGCUGUUGCGAGUUCCGCUCCGCACGGCCUUGGCCUUCGCUGCGUGA